AUGCAGGAAGUAGGAGCAAAUGAGACAGAAGUGACUGAAUUUAUCCUCAUUGGCUGGUCCGGACGACCCAAGCAAAGGAUGGCCCUAAUGGUCUUCUUGAUCAUUGCUUAUGCAGUAACAGUUGUUGGAAAUGGACUCAUUGUGUUAGUGUUUGUAUCCGAUCCACGGCUCCACAACCCCAUGUAUUUCUUCCUGUGUAAUUUGUCCAUCCUUGAUCUUUGCCUCAUAACAAAUGCGGUCCCACAAUCUAUAGCCAACUGUUUAGUGGACCGCCCUAUUGUGUCUCUCCCUUUGUGCUUCACCCAACUCUAUGUUGGUUUAUGCUUUGGGUCAACUGAAUGUUUCCUUCUGGCUGUCAUGGCUUAUGACCGUUACGUUGCUAUCUCCAAUCCACUGCGCUAUACUCUCAUCAUGAAUAUGAGAGUUUGUAUCAUCUUAGCCACUGUGACAUGGACUACUGCCUUUAUGCUUACUGUUGUGCCCUGUCUUGCUAAGCCAGCUAGAUUCUGUGGAAACAAUGAAGUUGACAGUAUUUCAUGUGAAUUUAAAUCUGUAUUUAAGCUCAUUUGUACAGAUACUUCUCUGAGCCAAGUAAGCAUUUACUUCACCAGCAGCUUUACAUUAGUUUUCCCCUUAAGCUUUAUCCUUUUUUCCUAUUUGCGCAUUCUUGUGGCCAUCUUUCGGAUACAUUCAGAAGGUGGCAGGAUGAAGGCUUUUUCCACAUGUGGGUCCCAUCUUGCUGUGGUGUCCAUGUUCUAUGGCACUUGUAUCUUUGCCUAUCUUCUUCCUCAGACAAAGAGCACAAAUGACACUGAAAAAAUAGUAUCUGUAUUUUAUGGAGUGGUGACACCCAUGAUGAACCCUCUAAUUUACACCCUCAGAAAUCAAGAAGUCAUGGGAGCACUGAAGAGACUGCUAAAUAAAAAAAAUGUCACAUAA
Molecule: messenger RNA, 939 nt
Organism: Euleptes europaea (tarantolino)
Lineage: Eukaryota; Metazoa; Chordata; Lepidosauria; Squamata; Sphaerodactylidae
Product: olfactory receptor 13H1-like
Exons: 1
Coding region: 1-939 (312 amino acids)
Biological process (GO): G protein-coupled receptor signaling pathway
Cellular component (GO): membrane
Molecular function (GO): G protein-coupled receptor activity; olfactory receptor activity
Source: RefSeq, a predicted model, not a curated record